Messenger RNA from Zymoseptoria tritici IPO323, 492 nucleotides. RefSeq lists its product as uncharacterized. Lineage: Eukaryota; Fungi; Ascomycota; Dothideomycetes; Mycosphaerellales; Mycosphaerellaceae. The record is from RefSeq and is a predicted model, not a curated record. The transcript has 2 exons. Bases 63 to 296 code for a protein of 77 amino acids.
CUCACUCAAAGCUUCAGCAAUACCGCCAAACACACCCAAAAACACCUCACAAACCACACAACAUGCCUCGUGACGGAUCAGGACACUCACACAACGCCGUCGAGGGCGAGGAGCUCGUCCACGGAGCGCCAACCGGCAACGACGGCAAGGGCUCCGAGGUCGACCGCUCUGACAAGGCCGCCGCACCACCAGCGCACGAGGCCGGCGAGGCCAUCACCAACCCAGCAUCCGGUGGAGGCAGUGUCGGUCUCACGGGAGUCGGCAGCGGCAAGGGCGGCGAGACCACCUCGAAGUAAGACGGCGCAAGGAUGCAGAGGACACGAUACCAGUUCACAUGCUUCGGCAUCACGAUAUGAGAACAUGAAGCAAUUUGGCAGCGUAGGCAUGGAGCGUGGAUAGGCACAGACAGCACAUCUUCUCUUCCGUUGCAGAGAUGGCAAUCAGUCUUGUAUGCUAGAUCGACGAUUCAAACCAGCUUCAGCUGAAAGCCAC